CUCUCUUCCUUUCUUCCUCUUCUCUCUUCCUUCCCUCUUUCCUCGUCUUCCCGACGUAAUCAAACCCGUCUGAGUGAGUCUUUCCUGCCCCUCCUCUUUGCCAACACCCAACCUUACCCUACCAAAAUACCUCUCCUCUAUUUGACUGGAUUUAAUUUCUCCUAUAUACUCUCUGUUCUUAUAUCUACCUUCUUUCCCUUCUUUUUCUUGUGAACUCGUUCUCCUCGACUGUUGACCCUGUCUCCUUUUACUGACUGUGUUGGUGCUUAAGCAGUUUUCCCACCUUCAAAUUCAAUACCCGCCUUUCUCUCCCCCUCCCCUCUUUCGACGCUUCAUUCAGGGGUCUUUCCUCCACUCUUUUCCAGAUCACAACAUGGCUCUCAAGCGUAUCAACAAGGAACUCACUGAUCUCGGCCGGGACCCCCCCUCUUCCUGCUCUGCUGGUCCUACCGGAGAUGACCUGUUCCACUGGCAAGCAACUAUCAUGGGUCCUGGUGACUCCCCAUACUCGGGAGGCGUUUUCUUCUUGAACAUUCACUUCCCCACCGACUACCCAUUCAAGCCCCCGAAGGUCAAUUUCACCACCCGCAUCUACCACCCCAACAUCAAUUCGAACGGCAGCAUCUGUCUUGACAUUCUCAGAGACCAAUGGAGCCCUGCUCUUACGAUCUCCAAGGUGCUACUUUCGAUUUGCUCGAUGCUCACCGACCCCAACCCUGACGAUCCGUUGGUGCCCGAGAUUGCUCACGUGUACAAGACCGACCGCCCUCGGUACGAGGCGACCGCGCGUGAAUGGACUCGCAAAUACGCUAUCUGAUCUUCGCAAUUCAAGUUUCCACGGCCACCUUGGUCUUCCCACUCGCUUCUGCGUCUUCUUUCCAAAUCGUUAGAUCAGAUCCGAAGCCUGGCGUACCGUGAUCGUAGAUCCUUUCUCUGUUUUCAGUUUGCGCGUCUGAUUCCCCUUUACCUCAAACCCCUUAUUACACUUUCUCUUGGCGGGAAAUGUCAUAUUCAACGAUCAUUAUGACCAAUUCUCAUUAUGCAUUCAUGGCAUUUUUUUAUUUUUCCUGAAUGGAGUCGGAUCCCAUGCUACAAUGUUGAACAUUAAACCCUAGGCUGUUUUCCUCGGGUCGGG
Messenger RNA from Aspergillus uvarum CBS 121591, 1135 nucleotides. RefSeq names its product putative ubiquitin conjugating enzyme (UbcD). NCBI's taxonomy places the organism in Eukaryota, Fungi, Ascomycota, Eurotiomycetes, Eurotiales, Aspergillaceae. Gene Ontology annotation, biological process: protein polyubiquitination; ubiquitin-dependent protein catabolic process. Gene Ontology annotation, molecular function: ubiquitin conjugating enzyme activity. Gene Ontology annotation, cellular component: nucleus. The transcript has 5 exons. The coding region runs from base 374 to 817 and encodes 147 amino acids. The record is from RefSeq and is a predicted model, not a curated record.